AUGGGCCCCUGUACCGCCUCCUCAUGCUGCUGCCAGGCCCGUAAUCUGCCAUGGGCCCCCGUACCGACUCCUCAUGCUGCUUCCAGGCCCGUAAUCUGUCAUGGGCCCCUGUACCGCCUCCUAAUGCUGCUGCCAGGUCCAGAGUGUGUCAUGGGUCCCUGUACGGCCUCCCAUUGCUGCUGUCUCCAUCGCCACACUCUGCCAUGUGCCACUUUCAGGUCUCCUCACACUGCUGGUGGGUUCCAUUUUGUCAUAGGGUGCUGUAUGGCCUCCCAUUGCUGCUGCCUCCACCGCCACACUGUGGCUCUACACUCUGGUUUUGGCCCCGUGACUGCCCAAAUGAGUGAAGUGUGCGGUGAUUCUAAGAUCGACGGCACUCAUCUGCAUGUCAUACUGACUGACAGUAUUAUUUCUCUUCCCCAGCAGACUCCAAGGGCAUUUAAAUUAAAGGUACAGUGUUCUGCACUAAUAUAA
Messenger RNA from Staurois parvus, 474 nucleotides. The record is from the annotation of a GenBank genome assembly. Lineage: Eukaryota; Metazoa; Chordata; Amphibia; Anura; Ranidae.